AUGUCUCAUACAUCAAAUAUAAAUCCGGAAAUUUUGAAAAUUAAUCCAACAGCCAAAACUGAUGUAGAUUUGGGUUCAAAAAACAUACUUGGAUUAAAAACGUCUCAAGAUCAAAGUAUCAAUCUUAAAUAUGAAGAUGUUAAACAGCACCAAACCUAUAAAAGCCCCUUAUCUUUAGCAAAAACGCCAUUAAUAGCAAAAAAGGAGCAUCCGUUGUUAAAAACUGUCAAGUCAUUUUCAUCAAUUUCUAAGCCUUCAACAAGCAAAUUGAAAAAAGAUCGUCUUAUAAAUCGUACGUUAUCUAAAAAUCCUAUAAAAUCUAAAAUUAUAUCGGGAUUUCAUCCAAAUGACAUGGUUGCUCUAAGACAAGGUCCUAAACGUGAUUUUCGGACGAUUGAGGAAAUUCAAAAUGAUCUCUGGAGAAAGAAAGGCAAAAACUAUCCAUUUCUUCAUAAAAAUGCAUCAAAAACAAAUAAUACAUCAUCGAAUAUUCCAUCAAAUAAUAUUUUAUUAAAAAAUCAAGAGUCAAAAAACCUUUCGCUUAGAAAUUGUCCUUUUAAUACUGAAUCGAAACAAAAUAUAUCUUGUAAAAGAGCUAAAACAAAUUUAUUGGAUAAAAGUGAAACAUUAGACUAUGAUGUAUCGUCAGAAAUAUGGAAAAUAUUCGGUCGCAAGAAAGAAGAUUAUAUUUUAAAAGAUUAUGAUUCUGAUUCUGAUAUGGAAGUAACAGGAGCUGAGCUACAAAAAGAAGAAGAAUUUUCUGCAAGGAUAGGAAAAAUUGAAGAUAGAAAUGAAAAAUAUAAAGAAAUUAUGCGAAAAAUGAAUAAAAGAAAAAGAUAA
This is a messenger RNA of Pneumocystis jirovecii RU7, 840 nucleotides long. RefSeq lists its product as uncharacterized. The record is from RefSeq and is a predicted model, not a curated record. NCBI's taxonomy places the organism in Eukaryota, Fungi, Ascomycota, Pneumocystomycetes, Pneumocystales, Pneumocystaceae. Gene Ontology annotation, cellular component: nucleolus. The coding region runs from base 1 to 840 and encodes 279 amino acids. Gene Ontology annotation, biological process: nucleosome assembly; regulation of DNA-templated transcription. The transcript has 3 exons. Gene Ontology annotation, molecular function: DNA binding; histone binding.